AUGUCGAUACUAAAACGUCGUUAUAUAUUUCGUAUAACUUUUUGCAUACCUGUCGUAUGGUUUCUUAUUGCUCUUAUUAUUUUAAAAUCAAAUUAUUUAAGUAAAGGUACGUCCGAUAAUCAAAAUGAAAUCGUUAAUGAACCUAUAGUAUAUAAGAAUAAAUCGAAUAAUGCGUUUAAUUUUGUUCGACAACUAAAAAAAAUUGGAUCAAAAUUUAGACAAAUUCAUAGAGAAGGAAAAUUAGUAGCACCACAUGUUGACGAAGAAAUAUCUGGUGCAAAUGCACCUGGUGAAAUGGGUACAGCAGUUGAAAUAGAUCCAAAUCAAUUAAAAUCAGAUCAACUUCGAAAAUAUAAGGAAGGAUUUAAAAAACAUUCGUUUAAUGAAUAUGUUAGUGAUUUAAUAGCAAUAGAUCGUAAUCUACCUGAUGUUCGUGAUCCAGGUUGUCAGCAGAUUGAAUAUAAAAUACCAAAUAUAACAGCAAGUAUUGUAAUGUGUUUUCAUAAUGAAGCAUGGUCAACAUUAUUACGAUCAUUACAUUCAAUUAUUAAUCGUACUCCUUUACAUUUAUUAAAAGAAAUUAUUCUUGUUGAUGAUUUUUCUGAUAUGGCACAAUUAAAAAAACCAUUAGAUGAUUACAUAAAAAAAUUAAAAAUUGUUUCAAUAAUUCGACUAAAAAAACGUGAAGGUUUAAUACGUGCACGAUUAGCAGGUGCAGACGUUGUUAAAAGUGAUGUUCUAAUAUAUCUUGAUUCACAUAUUGAAGUUACACAAGGUUGGCUUGAACCAUUACUUGAUCCCAUAUCACGAAAUCGUACAAUUAUUGUAACACCUAUUAUUGAUAGUAUUGACGAUACAUCAUUUAAAUAUAUUGCCUCGAAACUUGAUCCAGUAGGUGUUGGUGGUUUUGAUUGGAAUUUACAUUUUAGUUGGCAUAGCUUAUCUGAAAGAGAUCAAAAAAAGCGAAAACAUCAUUUAGAACCAGCUAGAUCACCAACUAUGGCUGGUGGGCUUUUUGCUAUUAGUACAAGUUAUUUCUAUGAAUUAGGAACAUAUGAUGCUGGUAUGGAAAUAUGGGGUGGUGAAAAUCUGGAAUUAUCUUUUCGAAUAUGGAUGUGUGGAGGUACUCUAUUAACUGCUCCUUGUUCUCGUGUUGGUCAUAUAUUUCGUGCUACAUCUCCUUAUAAAUUCGUACCUGGAACAAAUGUUGUUCAAAAAAAUGCUAUUCGUCUUGCUGAAGUUUGGCUUGAUGAAUAUAAAGAAUAUUUUUACGAGAGAUUUAAUUUUAAACCGGAAACGUAUGGUGAUGUUAGUGCACGUAAAUUACUUCGACACAAAUUGCAAUGUAAAUCGUUUAAAUGGUAUUUAACUGAAGUUUAUCCUGAGUUAUACGUGCCAGAUGAUGCAAUAGCUUUGGGUGAUAUUGAAAGUCUAGGGCAAAGUACCUGCCUCGAUGUAAAUGCUGAACAUAAAAGUUUUAAAAAACCAUUAGGAACUUUUCCAUGUCAUGAUCAAGGUGGUAAUCAAUUUUUUCUAUUAAAUCCAGCUGGUGAAAUUCGUCGAGAUGAUGGAUGUUUAGAAUAUGGAGGUGGUAAAUUGAAUAUGGAUAAAGAUGAUAAAGUACUUAUUGAACGAUGCCAUGGACAAAGAGGAAAUCAAAGUUGGAUUUAUAAUAAGAACAAUCAAAUAUAUCAUCCAACAUCGGAUUCGUGUUUGGCAUUAACUGCUAAUAAACAUAUUCAAAUGCAAAAGUGUGAUGUUAAUAAUGGAUAUCAUAAAUGGUUAUGGGAUCGAAAAACAGGGAAUGUACAGAAUAAAACUGAUGAAAAAAUUGAAAAUUUAUUUUGA
This is a messenger RNA of Adineta steineri, 1848 nucleotides long. NCBI's taxonomy places the organism in Eukaryota, Metazoa, Rotifera, Eurotatoria, Adinetida, Adinetidae. The record is from the annotation of a GenBank genome assembly.